ACUGUUGAACCUGACAUGUUUCCUUCGUCAGGCUAUUUCAAAGGGGUAAACUGCCCAUUUUAUUCCAGCGGUUUGUGUGAGAGGCCGUACUGUCACUUUCGCCAUACAAAAAUCAAGGAUUCCCUGCCAGUGCCACACGGUGAUUCAAGUAAAGAAGUACACAAUGGCAACCAGCAGCCAAGAAAAUCUUCACUUCUUAAUUUGGUUGGAAAUGCCAUAAAGCAGGUGCAGCAGGAAAUUCAGCAGGACCAGCAGAAACUGUAUGGAAGUCAGCACAGAAAACGAACUUCUUCAAGUGAGGGCAUUAAAACAACAAAUUGUACUUACAUACCAACCAAAAGAGAUUCAUCAGCUGAAAGCAACCUUAACCCCAAGAUAGACUGGUACAAGCCUUCUCCAGUGUCUCCAUCUGGCAAGGUUGAAUACCACCCAACCAAAAAGGAAGAUCUGAACAAAUAUACUGGAAAACAAUUAUCUGUUCCACAACAAAAGAAGCAGUAUGUUGCACUAUCCUCUGGUAGCCAGUCUGGCGGUUAUGUACCAUCAAAGAAAAGCAAAGUGCCGGAAUACAACCCCACACCCAUUAAACAAUUACAACAUAUGUCCCAAUGUGGUUCUCCAGAGUUGGAAUAUGACCCCUCAACCAAUUAUGAAUACAGUAAUAAAAAGACUGUUAGCCCAGGUGGGACUAAGAGAAAUUUAAAUUUUGAUGUAACUGAAAUAAAUUCAAAGCGGUUUAAAUCAGAUAUCUGCAUUGAUGGAGACUUGCAAGAGUUUGAAAAUAUCGAAGCAAAAUUCAGUGAUGAUGAUGAAGAUGAUCAUGGGGAUGAAAAGAGUUCUGAGCAAAAAGAGCACAAAAGCCCAGAUGACAUUAAAGGUGAUGCAAAAGAUGCAAAAGAUUUAAAUGAAAAGAAAUCAAGAUUACAGAAUGCUGCUCAAGAAGUACCUGUAAAUAAUACUGAGGAAACCCCAAAAAAUUCGAAAUCCGAAAAUGAGACUUCUGGCACAAUCAAUGAAGAAAAUGUGAAACCCGAGGAAGUGCAGCAGCAUGAAGAUGUUGACACUGUGGGUGGUGAUAAGAGUGAAAAUGCAGAGAGAAAUGGAGAUAGCCUAAACUGUCAAGUUGAAGAUUUGAAACCUGUCGUCAAGUUGGAAAACCCUAUUGAAGACUUGGACAAGAAAGCAGCAGCUUCUCAAAAUGAUUCUUCCAAUUCAAAGCAGAGAGAUCAAAAGUCAUCACAUCAUUCACAUUCACACAGAAGUAGUGGUCAUGCAUCAGAUCAUAAACAUUCACGUCACAGUCACUCCUCAUCAAGUCAUAAACAUUCACAAUCUAGUCAUAGGCAUUCAUCAUCAAAAGAGAAAUCUGAAAAAAGCAGUUCAUCAAAAUCUUCUAGUUCUAAGUCAAAGAACAGCAGUGGUAGUAGCAGUAAACAUUCAGAAUCACACAAGGAUAAAAGCAGAAAGGAUAAGUCUGAUGAUACUAAAGUGAAAUCCAGUUCUUCAAGCAGUAGUAGUAAAAGUUCCAGCAAAAAACAUCACUCGUCAGAUCACAAUAAAACAAGUGGAACAUCAUCUCAUCAUUCAAGUGAUUCAAAAUCCCAGUCGGGAUCUUGUUCAAAAGAUAAAAUGGACAAAGGCUCCGAGCUUUCAAAAAGUAAGAGCCAUUCAGCUGACAAGAAACGUAAGUCGUCUUCAGACUCGAAGACUAGUAAAGAUUGCAGCUCUGAAGCCAAGUCUAGUAAGCAUUCAAAGUCAAGAACUGUAUCCACUGAUAGCUCAAAAAUCAUUCUCUUUGGAUCUGACAGUGAGGAUGAUUUGUCUUUGUCAGAUGUCAGUGUGUCAGAGAUCACAUCUGUGGGCGAAGACAAAACAUCAGAGACAAAUAGGCAGCACAAACAUGAGGUGAAACAAAAAGUAGAUAACACAUUUGAUCAAAAUGACCAGGCUAAUAGUGAAGAUGAAGAUGAUGCUGAUUUUGUAGAUGUCCCAGAUGUUUAUGACAUUGACCUGUCAGACGAGGAUCCAUAUGAUGAAUGUUUGAAAAUAUAUAAUGAAGCAUCUAAAGCUGACAAUCAAAAAACUGAUGGGGACAGAAAGUCCAUGCUCACUCAAGCCAGUAUUAUAAAGAAAAGAGAAGAAAAAUUAAAAAUUGAAAAUCCACUAGGGAAAAAAAGAGUGGCUCACCAAGCAGGACUUGAAAGGUCCAAUCAUGCCAAGGAAUCAGCCAAGCCUUAUUACCGUCCAUCUCCAGCUCAAGUGAUGCACAACAGGUUCCUGCAGCUUCAGAAGCAGGCAGAGGAGGCGGCAGCUUCUACAUCAGCCACAGCAGCUAAAUCUGUGUCAGAUUCUCAAGUCAAACCAACUGGAAAAAGAGUUGCACAUUGUGCAGCUGGUAGUAAUCUACUUCAAAAUAAAAGACCCAAGUCAACACCAAAAAAGACAGAGUCAGCCUCCACAUGUAUCAGCACCAAUCCAAAAGGUGCAAAAAGAGUCGCAAGAGUGCCGACCAAGGUCACCUGCAAGAGACCAACUAUUCCAUCUGAAUAUGGUUCAAAAGUUCCUGUCAAUGUUAGACAACGCUACCUGAAUCUCAUCAUUGAUGAGUGUCUGAAAAUUUAUGACACUGAGAAAGAUGCAUAUGAGAGAGGUCUUGAAGAGGAGAAGGCUGUAUACAAGCGUAGUUCCAACAGGACUGUAUACCUAAAUGUAGCUGUAAAUGCAGUGAAGCGUCUGAGGUCAGAGGUCACCCUUCACCAGCCUGGCACUUCAUCGCAAACACCUGAUAAACAUCCCAAAGGGUUUUCACAUGAGGCUGUAUUGGGAGGGUCAAGGGCUGCCAAAACUAGCUUUACACUGAACAGGUCUGGUGGACCAGUGGUGUUGAAUGAGAAAGAUUUCACAGAUGCAGGGCUGUACAAAAAGCUUACCCCAUAUAUCAUGACAGAGGAACAGCUGGUGGACAAUGGGUUUCCAAGAUUCAACCCUGAAUGUGCAGGAACACCCUUCAUAAAGCUGAGAGAAGAUAGCAUGAGUAAACUAUUUUCUAAAAUAGAAAAUGAACGCAUCUGCUGCAGAUGUGGGAAGAGAUUCCCUGUGUAUCCCAAUGGCAUGUAUGGCAAACAAGAGGAGUGCAACUACCACUGGGGCAAGGCUUGGAAGAAGAGAAUUGCUGGUGCCAUAGAGACCAGGUAUACUUGUUGUCAGGGUGAUUUGGGAGCCGCCGGGUGUCAAGUGGCAAAGCUCCAUGUGCAUGAACAAAACAAAUAUGAAAACAACAGUGGGUUUAUGAGAACUAUCCCAUGCUCUCCACCUGUGGACGGAGAUUAUGGAGUCUAUGCUUUGGAUUGUGAAAUGGUGUACACCACAGCAGGCAUAGAACUGGCCAGGGUCACAGUGAUAGGGGGAGACAUGAAGCCAGCAUAUGAAACCUUAGUCAAACCUGAAAAACCAGUCAUUGACUGCAACACAAGGUUCAGUGGAUUGAAGAAGGAAGAUCUGAAGGGAGUAAGGACCACCAUCAGAGAUGUCCAGGCUGUACUCCUCAGUUUGUUCAGUGAUAAAACUAUACUAAUGGGUCACAGUUUAGAGAGUGAUUUGAUUUCACUCAAGCUGAUUCACAGCACAGUGGUGGACACCUCAGUAGUGUUCCCUCACAAGAUGGGGCCACCUUAUAAGAGAGCACUCAAGACUCUCAUGGUGGAAUAUAUGCAGAAAAUAAUACAGGAUGAUGUUGGAGGUCAUGACAGCAAAGAGGAUGCAAUGGCAUGCCUGGAGCUGAUGCUGUGGAAAGUCAAAGAUGAUGCUAAAAAGCAUCGUUAGGAGAAUUUUGAUGAAUUUUUUGCCAUAUUUAAUAUUUAUAAGGAUUUUGCCACAUUUACAAUUCUUACUAGAAUGUUUUUUAUUUACUGAAUAUGAAUAACUGUUUCAUUAAGGUAACUUAUGUAAUGUCACAUUUAAUCCAAAUAAGGCAAUUUUUUCAGAACAUCAUACUAUUGAUUCUUCAAUUAUUUAGGAACCUAGUCCACAAUGUGCAAUUUGAAUACAUUUAGGAAAAAACAUGGACAUUUCUAUGUAUUAAGUGAAUUUUUUUGGAUUAGAUGCAGUUUCAUGUUGCAAGGCAUAGUGUAAGCAUUUAUAUAUCUCCAAUAGGGCACCAAGGUUAUCUUUCGCAUAAUAUAAAAGUUUAAAAAGUCAAUCAUGUAGUGCUUGAUAUAAGGCAAAGUCAUUUUUUUUUUGCGAGUUAAACAGCAGGAGAAGCCCAGAAGUACGGGAUUUUCUAUUUUACAUAGAAAAUACUAUAUAAAAAAUUGAGAUUAUUGGAAUAAAAAAGACACAAAUAAUUGUAAGUUAUACAUAUUUUUUUUUAUCUGUGAUAAUGUAUGGGUAUGUGUAUGAAAUUUAUGGCAGGAGCGCAGAAGACUAAGGUAGUUGCAAAUGUUAUUACUGCCCAAAAUUUCUAUCAAGUUAUUAUUUCAAUGGUAAAAUGUUGGUGCUGUUAUGGUUUGAAGUUUUGUACCAUUUCAUAUGUACUGAAAUUAAAAUAAUGUACUCAGAACAUAUGUAUGUUUUCUUUUUCUUUGGAUUUUUCUAAGAGAGAAAAAAUCCAUUACAACAUUGGGAAAUUAUAAUAAUUUCAUAAUUAUUAUGAAAAUAAGGAUAAAGAGUAAUGAUCAAUGUGUCAUGUUACACAAGGCAUCAGAUUUAAAGUGCUAACCAAAUGAAAAUGCUACAAGGCUGAAAGAUGCCCAAAAUCUCAAGUCUUAAACUUUAGAUUGCUCCAUGUUUCCAAACAAUAACAUAAUGAUAAAUACAGCCAAAUAAGAAGAAAAUUGCAAAAUCUUUUUAUUUUAUUUAUUUAUAGUUAUUAUUAUUAUUAUUAUUUUAUUAUUAUUAUAUUUUUUGUAAGAAUACAUGUUGCAUGAAACGAGGGGUUUCAGUUUUUUUCAUAAUCAAAACUUUUAAUGGUUCUUUACAUUAUGUUAUGUGAGAAAAGUAUUACUUUUCAUCUUAUCAAUAGUUCAGCAUAAGACUGUCUCAUCUAGUCAAAAAUGGAUGGAAAUGCAUCAUUGAAGCCUGCAAAAAAAUUAAUUUUAACAAUAAAAUGGUAAUUAAUCCUCAUGUACCAGUGUUUGUUUAUUGUCAUUGCAUAUAAUAUUGAAAGACAGGCCUCCAGGCUGAAAUUCUUAAAUGACCUCUAACAGACAUUAUGACAUAAAACUGAUUUUUGAUCAAUUCCAUGAAUAGCUACUGGUGGAUGGAUUGAUAUAUCCUAAAUAUCCAGAUGGCAGUCAAAUUAGAUGCUCUACGACCUAAGUAAUAAAAGCUUUCAUACAUGAUAAAUCAUUUUUAAAAUUAUAUAAGAACAUGAGAUCUCAAAUCCUUAAAAAAAACAUAAUGACAUUUCAUUUUAAAAUGCAACUUUUUCUGAAAUGCAGGAAAGUGAUUUACAGCAAGGCAAGCUCGUUUCUGCUACCUGCUUGCGUACCAAUUUAUAUGGAAUUCUUUCCUAUAAUAAAUUUUGUAUGCACUGCGAAAUUCUGUUGUU
This is a messenger RNA of Lingula anatina, 5548 nucleotides long. RefSeq lists its product as uncharacterized. Gene Ontology annotation, molecular function: metal ion binding; nucleic acid binding; exonuclease activity. NCBI's taxonomy places the organism in Eukaryota, Metazoa, Brachiopoda, Lingulata, Lingulida, Lingulidae. The record is from RefSeq and is a predicted model, not a curated record. Gene Ontology annotation, cellular component: nucleus.